This is a messenger RNA of Diabrotica virgifera virgifera (western corn rootworm), 1128 nucleotides long. RefSeq lists its product as uncharacterized. Lineage: Eukaryota; Metazoa; Arthropoda; Insecta; Coleoptera; Chrysomelidae. The transcript is spliced from 2 exons. Bases 1 to 1128 code for a protein of 375 amino acids. The record is from RefSeq and is a predicted model, not a curated record.
AUGAACAUAAAUAAAAACAAAUUCAUGGAGAUCUCAAAAAACCCUGUUGACAACAUACAUCUGACAUUGGAGGUCUCACAACAACCAGCAAACGUCAGCACAAACAAUACCCAAGAAUCUUCUGAAUUCGUCUUCCAACGAAGACAACGCCGAUCAUAUGCCAACGCCGCAGCGAGUUCUCGCCCCAAAAACCAGAACGUAGUGAAUGCCAUUAAUGAUCCUACAUUGUCCGAGUACCUAAUAAAAGAUCUGCCAAAAGAUAUUUGCAAUAAACGUACCUUCUUUCGGCAACUAAAUGCCACAAAACUCCUUUCAAACAAAAUCCACUCUUGCAAAGUUCUUUCUCACGGUAUCGCUAACUUGCGACUUUUUAACUCUAUAAAUGCAGAAGACAUCGAGAAAAGUAUCCAUAAAGCCACAGGCCAAACUAUGGUUACGGUCCACAGCCGUAACAAAAACUCAAAUUCCAGCAACAGAGAUCCUACUUACCUCUUCUGCAUAACAGGAAUCGAUGUGGACUAUACGGAGGACGAAAUCACUACCUUCCUUGCCGAACAGGAAUUCCCAGUUGAAAAACUGUGGAGAGUUAAAUCUUUCAGACUCGGCAGGGAUUCCAAGGUGGUCAAGGUAGUGACAAAAUCUCUCGAUAAGUACACCACUGCACUGAGCCGAGGCAUUACUCUAGACGGAGAAAUCUAUAAUGUCGAACUUCCUCACAGCUCCGAUCCAACAAUACCUACUCCCAAAUAUUGCAGCAAAUGCUGCACAAACGGACAUUCCAUCGACGAAUGCCCUGAAAAAGCAUUCGUCUGCCCUCACUGCGGCGGCAAUCACAAGUCUAGUGUCUGCACCAAACAGCAAGAUCCAAAAUGCCCUAAUUGCAGCGGUGAACACCCUGCCUAUUCUAACAAGUGCCCAGAGAGACACACAAUCCCUACCGCACCACACGAGGUACAGCCACUUUCGAUCGAAAGAUCAUUCCCUCCCUUCGAUCUACCAACAAAAACCAAAAACAUCCUGUCGAUCCAAACUGCUUUGCUGCUGAAUAUGUUGCCUGAACUUCGUGAGCAUAUCGCAGCCAUCACGGCUAACCUGAUUAGCCAAGUCUAUCGCAGCCAUCACGGCUAA